CAGACUGAGAGAAAGCAGAGAUGGGGGAGAGACCUGAGAAGAGAGUGUGAACAUUGCAAAGUGUGAGUGACAGCAUCGAGAGAGACAGAGUGUGGAUCAUAGGAGAGAGAGACAAAGUACAAGAGACCACAGAGUGAGAGAGUGCCAUAAAGAGACAGCAGAGUCCAAGAGACCACAGAAUGAGAGUUUGCCAUAGAGAGAGACAGUAGAGUACAUGAGACCACAGUGAGAGAGUGCCAUAGAAAGACAGCAGGGUACAAGAGACCACAUAGUGUGCCUGUAGUAAAAGAAAGAGAGAGAGACAGCUGUACUUACAGUACAGGAAAAAGAAUGACUGCAAAGAAGCGCUCUUUCCUCCUGGUGAUGGAGACGUCUGCAGGAUUUGGGACGGUGGGUGGUCUCCUCCUGGUGCUCUAUGAGAUGGGCUUCGAUGAGUCCCAGGUGCAGGCGGCGCUCCGGGCCGGGUGCUUCAAGGUGCAGGAUGCCGCAGAGUGGAUCCUGCAGGGUGGUCAGCCCCGGGGGAUGCUUCUCACACCACAGGCUGCAGAGUCGGGGGCCGUGUCCGCCUUCAAUCCCCCUCUAGAAGGAAGAGAAGAGUCCUUGGAAUCCUCCUCCUCAGUGAUGGUUUUCUUAAGCUGCAGCCUGACGUGUCACACCCGGUGGGCAAUACCGCAGCUCAUCCAAUCACUGGCCGAUGCGGGUUCUUCUAGGGCCCCACACAUCACUAUGCAGCUUAAGAAGACGCCAGAGGUAUCGCUGAUCGCUGGAGCUUCCCCGUCCUCUCCGGAGCUUCAGCCUCUGCCUAGCACCCGGCGCCUGCAGCAGAGGAGAGAGUACGAGGAGCGACACUGCGCCACCCUGGCCAGAGAGGUCAUGGAGGAAAAACGUACCAAGAAGAAGAACCGGGAUCUUGUACUCCAGCGGAUUGCUGAGGAUCGGCAGAUUCAGCAUGACAAGGAGAAAAUGGCGUCCACAGUGAAUGAAAGGCCGGAGAGCCAGGAACACCAAUCUGUACACCCAGUCAGCCGUAAUGACUGCGCCUUGAUGGUGCGUCUUCCCUCCGGACAGUCGGUGCGGUUGGGGCUGGUGGGGGACUCUCCGCUGCAGUGCGUGUAUGAUCAUGUGUGGGGACUGCAGCCCUCCCUGGCCUCCUGCAGUUUGGUGCAGACAUUUCCCACCAGACACUUUACAGAGCAGGAUCUGCCCCGCAGCCUCCGGGAGCUGGGACUGACCCCCAGUGCCACCCUGUGUGUACACCUGGGUACGCAACCCAAACAAGAGCCCCCCCAGGGCCCCCUGGAACCCCCCAUCUGUGAUGCCGCCGAGCUGAUGAUGCAAGGGGACAGACUGCUGCCCAUUCUCCGCUCUCCAGCCCAGGCCGUGUCUCACAAUGUCCAAUUUGAGGCAGAACCUGUGGUGCAGCACAGCUGGGGGCGCGGGCACCGCUUGGCUCAUCAGGAGAAGAGCGCAGCUGAGGAGGAAGAGAGCGCAGCCGCCGAUGGGGGAGCGGAAGGUGUCCGAGAUGCUUCUCACCAUGGAGGUGUGAACGCAGAUUCCCACCAGUGGCCAGUGAAUGGCGUCAGACUCCGGCCGUCACAUCAGAGGAACGAUGACUCCAUCCCUCAACCUCCACAUAUUAUGGCUAGAGCAGCCGCAGAGAUACGUCAGGAGAGUGUGGAGAGACCAGAGCCCCCCAGAAUCUCCAGAAUGCCGGCCGUCCCCACACUGAGGACCCUGACUCUGCACCGGGCACUGCCUGUGAUCACCGCCCCCAGCAUGCAGUACCCGGGCUCUCUGUCUGGUCUCACCCCAGAUUUGGCUGAGAUGAUUAUGGACUACAUGGUUAAGGAACAGGUUCUGCGUCCGAAGAUCCUUGAGCUGUUUGCCGGCUGCCCCGUCCGCAGGGUCACCCUGAACUGCUACCCCUACUGCACCAAUGACCUAAUCAGACAGUUGCGAGGCUUCCCUGGCCUGCGCCGCCUUAGCCUCAGCUCCUCCAGCCUCAUCACAGAUCAGGGUCUCUGCGUCCUGCAGCAGCUGCAGAAGUUACAGCACCUGAACCUCAGUGCCUGCCGGAACCUCACAGAGUCCUGUCUGAUCCACCUCAGAGGUUUGAAGCAUUUGUCGCAUCUUGUCCUGGACCAGACCAAAGUCAGCGAUAGUGGAAUGUGUGAUUUCCUGCUCCAUUCAAACUGUUCACUCACCCACCUAAGUCUUAACCAGACGGCGAUCACUGAGAACACACUUAGUCUGCUGGUGCAACAGAGCCCAGAGCUGAGGGUGUUGAGCGUAAAACACACCAAGGUGUCUGACAUCUCCUCCUUGUGUGGUCUCAAGCAGCUGACUACCCUCCAUUUAGACAGCACUGGUGUGACUGAGGAGUCCCUUCAGACUGUCUCUUCUCUGCCGGCACUCUCUGCACUCACUCUGUCAGGGGUGCAGUCUCUGAGCUCCAGUCGGGUGUUGGAGCUCCUCUCCGGUCUCUCUCUCACCCGCCUGCUGCUUCCGGGGAAGCACAGUCUGUCAGAUGGGGCACUCGUGCAUCUGUCUCAUCUUUGCGGUCUCUUAGAAUUAGACCUGUCCGAUCACACCCAGAUCACUGACCAGGGCGUGCAGCACAUCUCACAGCUCACCAGGUUGCGGGUCUUGUCGUUGUGUAACACCUCAGUGUCGGACUCCGGUCUCCUUCACCUGCGGGGGCUGAAGCUUUUGGAGGAAUUAAGUUUGGACCGAACUAAAGUGACGAGCAGAGGGGUGUCCGGGUGCAUUCCCCACCUCCCGCACCUCCAGGUCCUCGGAUUGUCGGACACGCGGGUCGGUGACAACGUCUUGAAGCUGGGAGUCCAGCGCUGCAGGAACCUUCUGAAAGUGAAUCUGAGCCGGACACGAGUCACCAACAAGGGGCUGCGGUUCCUCAGGCACACGGCCAUCGUACAGCUCAGUCUGGACGGUUCGGGGGUCUCUCUCCAGGGGGUGUCAGACCUGAUGAGCGGCUGCCCCUCCCUCACCUGUGUAAGAGCCAACAACCUGCGCCUGGUGCCGGCUGAGGAGGUCUCUGAGGAGGAGGACGGGAGCUGAGGAGGUCACCGCUGGACUCUGGAAUCUCAGGGGGGGUUAUGUAGGGGUCCCCUGUGAUGUCAUCCGCCCACAAUGAAGCAAUAUCAGGGAGGGGCAGCAGGGGGCGUCCUGCACAGAAGACAUUUUACUGUUCAUCUUAGAGAAUUUAUUUUACUGCCUCAUUUACUGACAAUAAAAGCUUUAUCAAUCUGC
Molecule: messenger RNA, 3270 nt
Organism: Hyla sarda
Lineage: Eukaryota; Metazoa; Chordata; Amphibia; Anura; Hylidae
Exons: 19
Coding region: 331-3078 (915 amino acids)
Molecular function (GO): protein binding
Source: RefSeq, a predicted model, not a curated record